AUGGAGCGAGCUCGCGCGAAACCCGACUCCGAUCACCUUCUCGGACUAUCCACCAAAUACUUGUUACUCCGAAACCUACCCAAGUGCCGACACUGCGCCAUCCAAGCCCGAGAAUCCGACCCGGUUCAAUCCUCCACCGCCAACAAAAUACUCGCCAUCGCCGACGUCCUCUCCGCCGCCGAGAAUCGCUUCCGCAACCGCCACCUCGAUUACUACUCCAUCCUCCAAGUCCGACGCUCCGAGUCCGGGAACCGCCGGGUCGUUCGAGCCCAGUUCGUUAAACUGGCGGCGCUCCUGAACCCGAACGUCAACAAGUUCGCUUUCUCCGACGAAGCUCUCAGCCUCGUACGCGAAGCUUGGACUGUGCUGUCCGACUCGGACAAGAGAGCCCAGUACGAGGCCGAAAUCGACAAGACCGCCGCCGAGGCGGCAUUCUGGACUUUGUGCCCGUACUGUUACUACAUGUACGAGUACGAGAAGGUGUACGAGGAUUGUUGCUUGAGGUGCCAGAAUUGUCGGAGAGGGUUUCAUGGGGUAGCGGUGAACGCGCCGCGGAAGGCGGAGAAGAAUGGGGAGACAGAGUACUCUGUUUGCUGGAGCUAUUUUCCUCUUGGGUACGAGAGAGAGAAAGAGAAAGUCGAGGCGAGUGGCAAUCGUGUAAAUUUGGGUGGAAAUGUGGGCGAUUUCGUGUGGAUUGCUGAGGAGAAAAAGGAUGGGAAAAACGACGGCGUUAAAGGGAAUGUGGGAGUUGGGAGGAAUGUGAAGACUAAAGCAGGGAGGAAGAUGAAUGUGAAAACUGUGGGGAGGAAAACAAAGAAGGUAAUGGGGAAUAAUAUUGGGAGGAAUGAAGGAAUGGAUAUGAAUGAGAGUGGAGAUGAUGAGAGUGUUGAGUUGGAGUUUUAUAAGGGGAAAGAUGGUGAUGAUGAUGAUGUUUAUGUUGGGUUAAUGGCAUAG
This is a messenger RNA of Quercus robur (English oak), 954 nucleotides long. RefSeq lists its product as uncharacterized. The coding region runs from base 1 to 954 and encodes 317 amino acids. NCBI's taxonomy places the organism in Eukaryota, Viridiplantae, Streptophyta, Magnoliopsida, Fagales, Fagaceae. The transcript has a single exon. The record is from RefSeq and is a predicted model, not a curated record.